Messenger RNA from Archocentrus centrarchus (flier cichlid), 4066 nucleotides. It is a transcript of the gene arrdc1b, whose product is annotated as arrestin domain containing 1b. The transcript has 8 exons. The coding region runs from base 53 to 1351 and encodes 432 amino acids. The record is from RefSeq and is a predicted model, not a curated record. Gene Ontology annotation, biological process: protein transport. Gene Ontology annotation, molecular function: ubiquitin protein ligase binding; ubiquitin-like ligase-substrate adaptor activity. NCBI's taxonomy places the organism in Eukaryota, Metazoa, Chordata, Actinopteri, Cichliformes, Cichlidae. Gene Ontology annotation, cellular component: cytoplasm.
AGCAUCAGAAACGCAGAGCGGAGGAAGUAUCGGAGAAGAGAGGAGCUGAGCCAUGGGAAAGCUUCAGGAAUUUGAAAUUACUUUUACCAACAACAAGGUAGUUUACGGUCCGGGAGAGUCCAUAAGCGGGACUGUGAAGAUACGAACCACCGAAUCGCUGCAUUUCAAAGCCAUCAAGGUGAACUGUCAUGGCUCAUGUGGGGUUUCCAACACAGCAAACAGCACAGCAUAUAAUGUGGAGGAGCAGUACCUAAACAGCACGCUGUCUGCCGCUGACAAAGGUGUCCUGGGAGUGGGCGAGCACAGUUUCCCUUUCCAGUUUGUCAUUCCAGCUGCUGUCCCAACUUCCUUUGAGGGACCCUUUGGGAAAAUAAUUUAUCGCGUGAAGGCGACUAUCGAUACGCCACGCUUCUCCAAGGACUACAAAACCCAGAAGCCCUUCUACAUACUCAACAUGCUCAACCUCAAUGAGGUUCCAAACAUUGAUUAUCACAGCUCCGUUGUGGCCACCAAGAAGUUCAGCUACCUCCUGGUGAAGUCGGGGACCGUGAUGCUGAAAGUUCGCAGUGACAUGAAGGGUUACAUCCCCGGUCAGAUCAUCAAGUUAUUCACUGAGAUCCACAACAAGUCCGGGAAGGACACAGGGUGUGUACUGGCCAGUCUUAUACAGAGCGUGACCUACAAGACUAACAAGCCUGUGGUUGACCUGCGGACCAUUGCAGAGGUGGAGGGAGCCAAAGUGAAGGCAGGAAAACAUGCAGAGUGGAAGGAGCAGAUCAUCGUUCCUCCUCUUCCUCAGUCAGAACUGGCAGGCUGCAGCCUUAUAGACAUCAUCUAUUUCAUUCAGGUGUCACUAAGAUAUCCAGAAGCCGCUGUCACUCUGCCUAUCUACAUCGGGAACAUCGCUUUGACCCAGUCUCCAUCGAGGUCCACGCCCACGAGUCCAGUGGGUGCAGCAGGGGUGACGCCCAGUGCCCCACCGGCAGAGGAGGAUCCAGACGAUGAAAUGUGUGCAGGGGGCUUUACCAGUGAGGAGCUUCCCACAAAGAGUCACUCGCAGCAGGAUCCCUCAGGCCAGGCGGUCAGCAUGUCCCCGAGCGCCUUCAGCUACGCACCAGGUGCGGCACCGCCUCCCAGCCACAAUCGCCCCGACGUGUCUGCUCCACUCUUCUGUUUGUCCACUGGAGCCACCAUACCUUUCUUCACCGAGGGAAAUGUUGCUCCAACCCCCACUUCCUGUUCACUCAUUCUGCCUCCAGAGUACAGCACUUCUGACUACCCUCAUGAGCCCCCACCCACCUAUGAGGAAAGCUGCAGUAGCGCCAACUCCAGUUUCAACAGUAGACAGUAGAUAAGAAAUAGAUGGAUGAAGAAUUGUGGACGUGCCCACCUACGCCUGUUUGCAGUCGCCUCUAAAUGAAUCCAAACAGAGACAUGCUGGGUGAAAGAGGACGGAUGCUCCAAACGCCCCAAAGAUUGAUUCUUUCUCCUGCAAUGAGCAACAAAAAAAAGAGAUCAUUUCUUAUAAUGAAUAUAAGAAUUUAAAUUUUGCCUCAUGUCCCAGCAGAUAAUGUCAGGUGAACAUCACUGUGCCUAAAAAGAAAAGUAUUUCAUUUAGAAUAAUCAGUCAUUGGACACGUUUGUGUUUCUUUCCAACAUAUCGCUGCAUCUGUGAUGCCUUGAAACUAAUGUUGGUCACUGAUGGCUCGAGAUUGAUGAAAGCUUUCAGUCUGGCCUUUUUUGUGGUGGUGGGGAAUCCAAACAUGCGCUUGUUAGUGUGACUGCUGCUGUUUGUCGAUGUCUCAGCUGUCCUCAUCAUACAGGCAGAGCUGCCUUCAUGCUGGAUAUAAAGAGAGGAAUACACAGUCACAGGUACUCGUUUAUUUGUGAAACCAGUUAAAAUCCCAGUGUGAAGGAUGCUGCUGUGAUAAAUGCUUCUUUUUAUAGCAGAGCCUCUUUUUUUUUUUAAAUGCACAUAAUUAUUAUAAAGAUAAGUGGGUACUUAGAGAAACCACUAAGCUGAAUCAAUGAGUAAAAUAAUGAAAGGAACAAAUUCAGUAUAUUGAGCCUUGUUCCUCUGGUCUGCAGUGCUGUUUAUUCAUUGUAACUGUCUCGGUGAGUCGCCCAAUUCUGUAUUGAUGUCUGCCUUCUCUUGUGUAUAUUGGAACUAGAUGGCAUUUACCUUGAGGUGCUCAGGGCACCAAAAAUACAUUUUUAAAAAAAAGUCAUCAACAGUCACGAGCCUGUUACAGCCAACUAUAUCAGUUUGCAGAAGACAUCCAACAGGAGGCUCAUGAUGUAAACAUUAAAGGCCUCCACAACAGCUGGCUGUCAUCUUAGCUAGCCUCAUGGAUCAAGGAUGUUUACUUUGUCAAUGCAUUUCUGCAGUGAAGUUUGCUUCUUUUGUUUGGCGGAUGUAGACAAUAGAAAGAAAAUAGUUCCUACAUGAAACUGCUCAUGACGAGAUCGGUGUAUUUUAGUUGUGAUGUAGGUAUUGCUGCUGUUUUUCUCAGUGUUAUGGGCCAUUUAGUCGCCAUACAACUGUAGUGAGUUUGGUUUGUAGUGCUGGCAGUAAUUCAGAUCUGUUCCCGGUGGGUGUUGGCUGCGCUUUGUCACCAAUUCUGUUCAUAACUUUUAAGGACAGGAUUUCUAGGUGCAGCCAAGUGGUGGAGGGUUUCCAGACCUCAGGAUUACGUCUCUGAUUUUUAUACGCCCUCUGAAAGAUUGGACAUAUGUGAUUACACAUGGCGGGCGGGCUGGCAGGUGGGCGUUCGGGCGGCAUCCAUUGAAGUGUCCGUUCAAUAACUCGAGAACUGUCCGGCCUACGCUUAGCAAACUUCAUGGGUAGAUGGCUUAUGACCAAAACAAGGUUGAGAUUGUAUAUGCGGUCACCGGGGUCAAGGUCAAAUGGUUAAAUCUUUGUUUUAUGUUAGGUUUUUUCAUGUCCACUUCAUAUCCAAGAGAUGGUUUGAAGGAUUUUAAUGAAACCCGUGCAUGAUUAUUUUCCAUAACAAGACAUUAUGCAGAGAUCAACUCCUGGAAGUCAAAGUCAAGGUCACGUAAUUAUUAAAUCCUUGUUUUUCCAUGUGACAGCCAACAGGGUGAACACAGUGCGACAGACGUAUCUUGCCCCAUUAGGCGGUGCUGUUGUUGCAGAUGAUGUGGUUCUUCUGGUUUCAUGAGGUGGUGACCUCUGGCUUACACUGGGGUGGUUUGCAUCAGAACUGAGAAUUAGUACAUCUGAUCCUGAGGACAUUGGUCUCAGCUGGAAAAGGGUGCAGUACACACUUCAAACUGGGGAGGAGUUUAAGUAUCUUGGGGUCUUGUUCACAAGUGAGGGAAGAGUGGAGUGGGAGAUUGACAGAUUGGUGCAGUACCUUACCUGUUGUGGUGAAGAGAUAGCUGAGCGUAAGAGCGAAGCUGUCGAAUUACUAGUUAAUCUACAUUCCCACCAACUCACCUGUGAUCACAAGCUGUGGGUAGAAUGAGAGAGCAGACAUAAGCAGUGGGAAUGAGCUUUUGCUGAAGGGUGUCUGGGCUCUCUCUUAGUAGAUAGAAAGCAUGAGGAAGCUCAGUUACCUGGAAAGACUCAGAGGAGAGUUGUCACUCCCCCAAAAAGAGCCAGUAGAGGUGGUUCUGGCUUUUGAUUAGGAUGCCUCCUGGGUCCCUUCUAGGUGAGGUGUUUCGGGUAGGUCCUACUGGAUGGAGCCCCCCGGGGCAGAACCAGGAUAUGCUGAAGAAUCUGGGUGUCUCUAAUUAGACUGCUGGCUCUAUAACCAGGACACAGAUACGUGUCAGAAAAUGGGUGGAUGGAUGGGUGUGUUUUUUGUGUGUGUGUGCCAUUCAGUUCCAUUAUUUUCAACAGUAGGCAGACAUCUGCAGAGCUGAUCUCUCCAUACUGGGCAGCUCACACCAAAUCAAUCCUAACAGAUAAACAGCACUACAGACCUGAGGAAAAUCCAAUGCAAAUUAGAUUUCGAUGCGAACUGUCCCUUUAAUCAAAAGUGCUUCCACAAAGCAGUGCAGACAAUUUUAUUACACUGACUUUUCUUGUUAAAUUAAUUCU